Paramisgurnus dabryanus is the source of this 5795-nucleotide messenger RNA. The record is from RefSeq and is a predicted model, not a curated record. Lineage: Eukaryota; Metazoa; Chordata; Actinopteri; Cypriniformes; Cobitidae.
GGACAGCCAUGGAACAUUCAUUCACUCACGACGCAUUUACUGGCACAGCCAAUGAUGUAACCCAAUUGAACUUAAAAAUGACUCCAAGCUUCUUCCAUACCUUUCAGAAAACAUAAUAAUUAUUAAUUUAAUUCGUUUUUUUUUAUGUCAUCAUACUUGAAAUGACCGGUCCCCUUCUCUUUUUAUAGACCAAAUGGACAGGCUGUAUGCCAAAUACCCGCAGGACCUGUUGCCGGGGUAAAUAUGGCUGAUAUGAUGAUCGGUGGUUUGCUGUCUUGCUGUCGUUUUGGCGCCUGGUUAAUCGCGUUUUGGGGCAAAAUGGUGAAUGUGACCUGAAUGGGCAUUUUUCGUUAGUAAAAAUAACGCAAAGCGCACUUUUCACUAUAGGCAUCAGUUGUAUUUAGAGCUCUUUUUCGCAGCGUUAGUCAUCAUCGCAUCUGCGGUGGCCUGACUUUUUCUGUAUUAGUUGACAGCCCGUCUAAAAGAGAAAGAACUCUUAUAAACGAAUAACUUGUCGAUUUUUCUAUGAUGCGUUUUUAAUUGUUUUGCUAAAUUAUAUUACGCGUAAUAGCGAUCAGCUCGUGACAUUGGCUGGCUGGUUUCGAAGGAUUGUAGUUGACCUACAGCUGUCGCAUGUGGCUGGACGGUUCCACUGUUGCUCUUCUAUCAUUAGCGUAUCAUUAGGACUUUCAGCAGACGCCACAGCCCAAGCGGCUGAGAUCUGCUCACGUAAGCCGCCGCCGUAGGCACGGUACACGGGCAGCACGAGCAGAGGGCACGCGCUUGUUGCAUCGCCCAAAUGAACAGCUCCCGCGCGCGCGAUGCGAGUCGUUGCUUUCUGGAUCUCAAAUCUGGCGUCAGUUUUUACCGGUAGACCUUAAGACGAGGGGCGCCUCGAGGGAAACGGCUUGAUUUUGGCAACUCUGCUUUUUUGUAUGUGCACCGAACUCCAAUCUUUUCUGUGCACGAGCAAAACGUCUUUUUCGCAGGCUGUGCGCCCAUCUGGGCGAUGACAUUGGUUGGAUAGAGGAGCGUCUACUGUAUACUGGCGUUGUGCAGCAUCUGGCGGUCUCGUAAAGGAGCGUCAUUUAUGAAUGCAUAUUUAUUGGGUUUCGGGAUUGUGUCGAAGGAGAAUGCAGCAGCGAGAUCUUGCGCCUCAGCAGUGUCACUGACCGGGUUUGUUUCCGGUUCCUAAGUGGCUGGUGUUUCCCUAUCACCAACUGCAUGGGGAAAGCGGCACACACAGAUGGCAUGGACACUUGCGCAAGGUCUGCCGCUCUGCCCUGCUACCGGAGCCUAUUCGCACUCAGUCCCCCACCACCUUCUCCACCGUCCUCGCCCCUCGUCAGCCCCGAGAGCACUGCAGCACCGCCGCCGGCCGCCCCUGAGCCACAGCAGACGGCAUGAGGAGGCUUGAUCCGGUGCAUUUCUCCAUGCUCGUCAUCGGGGUCUCCUUCGCCUGCUACGCCCCGAGUUUGGAUUCGCUGCAGGACCAGGCUUACCGAUCGGCCGUGGUGAUUGAAGGCGAGGUGAGCUCGCUACCCGAGAACGUCUCCGUGGAGCCCUACAGUGUGAAUGUCAAAGUGUUGGACGUGUGGCCGGUGAACAGCGGCGGGCUGGAGCGCGAGCAGCUCGUCACCGUCGGGGAAUUCGGCUCCGAGGCUCCGUGCGUUGCGGUGGAAAAGCACCACAGAUAUCUAUUUUUCAUGGACCCUACACUGGAGCCCUUAGUAUUCAAAGCAUCCUUUGCUCCUUUGGACACCAGUGAGAGUAAUCUUAAAAAAGAUGUGGAGAGCAUAUUGUGUCAAGACUGCGCAUCAGCUCCUAAGGUGAAGCCCAUGGAUUCUCAGUGGGUUUUGGAGGGGAAAAAGUUGACACUGAAAUGCGAAGCCGUGGGCAAUCCGGGUCCCUCCUUCAACUGGUACAAAGAUGGCAGUCAACUUCGCAAGAGAAAAGAUGUCAAAAUCAAAUCCAACAAGAAAAGCUCAAAGCUUCACAUCAGCAGAGUGAGACAGGAGGAUUCUGGGAAUUACACCUGUGUGGCGGAAAACUCUUUGGGCAGGGAAAACGCCACCAGCUAUGUCAGCGUCCAAAGCAUAACCACCACAUUGUCUCCAGGCUCGAGUCACGCCAGGAAGUGCAAUGAUACAGAGAAAACCUACUGCGUUAAUGGAGGAGACUGUUAUUUCAUACAUGGUAUAAAUCAGUUGUCCUGCAAGUGUCCAAAUGACUUUACCGGUGAACGCUGUCAAACCUCCGUUAUGGCCGGUUUUUACAAGCAUCUUGGAAUUGAAAUCAUGGAGGCCGAGGAGCUGUACCAAAAGCGUGUGCUGACCAUAACGGGCAUCUGCGUGGCGCUGCUGGUGGUUGGCAUCGUUUGUGUGGUGGCAUACUGCAAAACCAAGAAACAAAGGAAGAAGAUGCAUAACCAUCUGCACCAAAACAUGUGUGCGGAGCAUCCGAACCGAAUGCUGGCCAAUGGACCCAACCACCCCGGCCCUGGCCCGGAAGAAAUCCCCAUGGUGGAUUAUAUAUCUAAAAACGCCCCGGCGACUGAGCGAGUAACACGUCAUGGAACGGAGACUUCAGGCAAUUUUUCAGGCAGCCGAAUGUCGUCGAGGUCUCACCACACCACCACAGCUUCUCAUGCUUCCAGUCACCGGCACGAGGACCGCACAUGGAGUAUAGAACGCACGGACAGUAUACACUCUGACUGCCAGUCGGGGGCGCUCUCUUCUUCUGUUGGCACUAGUAAAUGCAGCAGCCCGGCGUGUAUGGAGGCUCGUGCCCGCCGUGCAGCAUACUGUGGUUACCCAGAUGGUCAACAGUGCCACCUACAGUAUGGAGACUCUUACGACUCCCUGCGGGAUUCACCACACAGUGACAGGUACGUGUCCGCUCUGACCACGCCGGCGAGAUUGUCUCCGGUGGACUUCCACUCCUCACUGCCCCCGCAGGUGCCUACCUUUCAGAUCACCACACCCAACGCCAGCCACGCCCUUUCCCUGCCCCCCGCCGCAUCCGCCGUCGCCAUGGCAUCCUAUUCGCCCGACGACGACCAGCCUCUCCUGCACCGCUACCGGCGUUCGCGGCGGCCGUACUACGCGGCAGAAAGCACGGGCUCCCUUCCGUCCAGCCCGUACCGCUUCGUGGACGACGAGGACUACGAGACCACGCAGGAGUACAUGUCCACCCGAGAGCAGCCCAAAAAGAGCAGCAGCGGGCGGCGUUGGCGCAGAAGAUCGCGGGUCAACGGACACGUGGCGCCGCGCGCGCCCGGUCCCAGGAACUACAGCUCUCAAAGUUGCUUGUCGGAUAGCGAAUGGGAGGACGAUGAGGUAGGCGACCUCGGCCACGGCGAAAGCACGCCGUUUCUUAGUAUGCAGAAUAUGAACGCCACCGAGCCGGCCACCAUCUAUCGACCCAACGACACGCGGACUUACAGCGGCAACGCGGGACGCUCCGGUUCCCGCGGCAAACUGUCACAAUCUCGGUCCAAACCAGACAAUGCACCCCUUUAAAAAAAGAACGACAACGUAUCUAGGAGCGGAGAAACAAAUGAUAUGCUAUAGACCUGCACCUAUGAGAAAUAUUUUUUAUUUUAUAUAACAGACAGAUAUUCUAAACAAAUGAAAUAUUUAUUUUCAUUUCAGCAAAAAUUGUCUACUAGCUAGCAGCAAAGACUUUUUUUAUAGGGGGAAAACUAUUUAUAUGUGAUUUCUUUUUUUGAUUUACAGCAUUAUGAAAAACAAUUACGUGCCAAUUUUUUCACGAGUUAGAAAUAGAAUAAUAUUGUGGUGCCUUUUGCUGUUUGCCGAUGAGGGAGGUUCAGUUGAGUUUUUGUAGCCUUUCGUAAAACAGACUCUUGGGUUUUAUAGACACGUUUGUCUCUUUUUCGUUCGUUCGUUCGUGUUUUUUUUUUAUUUUUCCGUUUCGUCCGUUCAGGAUCUCCCCAUUUGAACUGUGAUAUUAUUCAGACACCAUGCAAUAUCAAGUCACUCCUGUGUAAGGUGUUUGUUUACAUUACUAGGUAUUUACAUGCACUCGAUGCAGAUUCGAUCAAUUCAUUCUGUACCGAUUUUUGCUUUUUGUUUCGUUCAUAGUUGUUUCUCGACUGGUCGUCGCAUAUUGUUUCCAUGGAAACAGAUGUAUGCAGGAGUUCACAGGGCAUGACCUGGCGUUCAGGGUUUUCAAACAUGGUGAUCUGUACGUCCAAUGAAUGUGUUUACACUUCCGUGUGUGCGCGUGAAAGAGUAGUCUGUGAAUGUUGAAUCUCAGUGUAUAUCUACGUGUCUAUGUGUACACAGUAGUGGCUGCCUUUUCGUGUGAGGACGCGUUUAGUUUGUGCGUUUAGCGUCGUGUUCGUCUUCAGGUUAACGUUUCGAGUGCGUGUAGACAUACGCCCGUGUGUACCAGUGCUCCAGUGAAAACGUGCGCAAGUAUGCUUGUAUUCUUUCUGACGGAUGUCGGCGUUAUGAAAAGGAAGCUCUCUUUUUAGCAUCACGUUGAAGGGUUAAAAACGGAGAGAGAAAGAGACAUGUCGGUGACUUUGUCACCCCCUUGUGGUGAGACGAGCUCAUUGCACUGUAUCUUCCUUCCAUGAGUAGUCAUUGGCCGCAGUGCUACCUGCGGGGGAACCAAUCCAGCCUGAUUCUAGCCUACACGGACCUACAUCUCUUAUCUUAGCCCACAUGUUUCCAUUACUAUGCCAGCAGCUUUAAGCCGCACUGUGUCUCAGGACUUUUCAUGACGCAUAAAACACCUCUCCGAGCAGAACGGAUCCAUUACUGCCCAUAUUGUCUAUGCGAUGCUGGGGAGACCAUACAGAAUGAUACGACCAGCUGUGUUUGUCUGUUAAUGGGCCAUGUUUUCAUUAGCAUUUCUUUCUGUGUUUAUUCUUUCACAUCUGUGUGCAAGCUGGAAACUUGCUCAAAGCAACGUGUGUUUGGCUACUAGACGUGCAACUUUAGGUGGAUUAUGUCGAGUUAACCCCUCCUUCCAAAGCCCAGCAGCCUACGAUACAUUUAAGGAGACAAACAACACGUGCACAGACACAGAUUCAAUUCAUACCAAAAAUAGAAAUACAAUUAUUUUCUUACUUUAUUAAAAACACCCAAACGGUUGUUCGUUUCCAUGCAAUUACAACGAAUGGGGCUUUUAGGUUUCAUAAAGGACACAGAAGCAUCACUCUAUUGUAAACAUUGUAUGAUUCUGGCAUACAACGAGUGCACAUUUAUAAUGCAUUUUAUGUCUAAAAGCUCCAGUCCCCCGUUUUUGUAAUUGCAUGGUAACAUCAUUAUAUAUGUAUUUCGUGAAUCUUUACAGAAGAGCGACAGAUAUGAUGUUGAGUAUGAAUUUUUCGUUUUUGGUGACCCAACACAACACUCUUACACACACCUGCAGAUACAUACAGUAUACAUACACUUACACACACACACAAUUCAUUGACUCACCUAUAAACAGCAGCAGCACUCGUCCUUUCUUCCUGUCUUUCUCUUCUGUUCUUCCUGUCUGCCUGUAAAGGCGUCCCUCCCUCUGCAUGUACUAGUGGUUCAGGUAGAUGGGUGCAUGGUUACCGCAGCAACCGAGUCGUGUUCACACGGUGAAGGUGUAGAUUUCAUUUGACAUUCAGCAAUAAAUCCCCUUUUUCAUGUUCAUUCUUGACUUGGAAUAUGCUAGAAAUUUUUGCAAGUUUUCUCAAAAAAAUAGUACUUGUAAAAAAUGAAAUAAAAUCAAACCACUUGUUCAUAUGGAGAAAAAAAAUAAAUCUGAAUUCCUACCAUUUUAAGAAAUGA